Messenger RNA from Conger conger (European conger), 1911 nucleotides. It is a transcript of the gene calhm3, whose product is annotated as calcium homeostasis modulator 3. NCBI's taxonomy places the organism in Eukaryota, Metazoa, Chordata, Actinopteri, Anguilliformes, Congridae. The record is from RefSeq and is a predicted model, not a curated record. Gene Ontology annotation, molecular function: monoatomic cation channel activity. The transcript is spliced from 3 exons. Bases 487 to 1476 code for a protein of 329 amino acids.
UGGAGGUGUCGGACUGCAAGGGGCGGUGUCUCAUCCAGUAGGUGCAGGUUUGGACUUUUAUUUUUAGGAAACAAGGAUAUCUUCCCGUACAUUAACGUUAGUCUACCGAAGAUUUCAACGUCGUCUUGUUGUUUUCGACCGACUUAGCAGGAUAAGCGAGGCAAUAACGAAUUAAUUCAACGGCAGCAUAUUGAUUGCAUCGAAUCUGAACGGUACUGUGAAAUUGCUUUAUGAAGUUCAAAUUCUGGAUAAGAUCGGAGAAAUAGGCUAUGGUUAAUUUAUAGAGUUAUACCAUAGUCUGAACCAGAAUAUGAGUCGCAAAUAGCCUAUAUCUAGUCAUAUUCAUUCUAAUAAUAACAUUCAGAGAUUUCUUUUUAGAAGAAGCCCUGCCAAAGUUGGCUAAGCUAUUACGCGGGGUUCUCAAUCCUCAUCUGCUAUUGUCUAAUUUCAUUAGAACUGUAGCCUACACCAAAGCAGGACAGCAGGAUGGAACGUUUGAAAUUGGUGCUGCAAUACUUCCAGUCAAACUCAGAGUCCAUUUCAAACGGAAUCUGUGUCAUACUCGCCUUGAUUAGCGUGAAGUUAUACACUAGUUUCGACUUUAACUGCCCUUGCAUUCCGCAAUAUAACAAAAUGUAUGCCCUGGGUGUAAUGUUUGUACCGCCGAUAAUAUUAUUUUUAUUGGGGAUCUUAAUAAAUCGGCACACGGGGGUAAUGCUGGAGGAAUGGCUGAGACCAGUUGGGAAGAGGACAAAAAAUCCAGCGGUUGUCAAGUACUUGUUUUCCGCCAUGAUGCAGAGGGCGAUGCUCGCUCCUAUGGUCUGGAUCUUGGUGACCCUCCUGGAUGGGAAGUGCUUCAUCUGUGCUUUCAGCAUGAGUGUGGACCCCAAAUACUUCUCAGGCAUACCCAACAACACUGGCAUGGAGCUGGUCAAGAUCCUGGCCAAGGUGCCCUGCAAGGAGGACAUCAUCUUCAGGAACAACACCUUCCGCAAAGCCGUCUCACGCUACGUGCGCUGCUACUCGCAGGCCAUUGGCUGGUCUAUCCUCCUCGUCCUCAUCCUCCUGGGUGCGGUGGGUCGCGUCAUCAAGCCCUGCUUCAACCAUGCCAACUUCCUGCAGACGCGCUACUGGAGCAACUACCUGGACAUCGAGCAGAAGCUCUUCGACGAGACCUGCAUCCUUCAUGCCCGCGUCUUCGCCCGCAAGUGCGUUGUGCAGUUCUUCGAGGGCAUGCGCGAGGACGUGUGGCUGAGGCUGCCCCGCCCGCCCGUCAGGACCAGGGAGGAAAAGGAGGAGGAGGAAGAGGAGCACGAGCGCCUGCACGGCAUCACCAGGCAUGACCAGGUGGACCACAUCCUCAACACCUGGUACGCCUACAAGCCGGAGCUGGACGUGACCAAGAUCGCGUACCGGCCCAAAGUCUACAUCACCUGGGAGGACAAGGAAGGAAGGGCCUUGUACUCCGAUGUGUAGGAUCAAAACAGAACCUUUGAAAAAAGCUAGUUCCUUUUUUUUAGCAGUAAAGCCAUAGCAUUGGUUUCAUUAGUACUAGAUGCUAUAGAAACAUUUUCUUCAACCUUAUUCUCUUUAUGAUUUAACUGAGCCUUUGGCCUGUUUACUGUACGAGAGCUGUAAAUAUGAAAUGUUUGUCUUUCAUCAGAAGCUUUGAAAAUCAGCCCCACUGCAGCUAAAAAGAUGCUUGUACAAAGAUGGAUGAUCUGCCCUGGUCUCAUUAGGGAAAUGUCUUUCUCCAAAUUGUCUACAUAGAGACAUCAGUUGCUCGGAUACAUAGAGUUAAUUACAGAAUGUUGGAUGCCUGGCAUUCAGCAGCUGCUGCUGUAGGAUUUUUGUUAUGAUUGCGGGUGGUUUGAUUUGUUAUUUGUGUUGUCCUUUAACUGUGUCCCAUGG